This is a messenger RNA of Penicillium salamii, 1821 nucleotides long. The record is from the annotation of a GenBank genome assembly. Lineage: Eukaryota; Fungi; Ascomycota; Eurotiomycetes; Eurotiales; Aspergillaceae.
AUGUCAGUCGUGCAACCCAAAUCCAAUUUUACAACCAGAAAAUGGUGGAAAGAGGCCGUCGUGUAUCAGGUGUACCCGGCCAGCUUUAAAAGUGGAAAGUCUGCAUCCAAAGCCGAUGGAUGGGGUGACAUUUGCGGCAUCAUCGAGAAAGUUCCAUACCUAAGGAGCUUGGGCGUCGAUGUCUUAUGGUGCAGCCCUAUCUACACGUCGCCACAAGUCGACAUGGGCUACGACAUCGCUGACUACAAAUCCAUUGAUCCACGAUAUGGUACUUUAUCAGACGUGGACCUUUUGAUUAAAACACUUGGCGAUCACCAAAUGAAACUCAUGAUGGACCUCGUGGUUACACAUACUUCCGAUCAGCAUGAUUGGUUCGUUGAGUCUGCCAAAUCCAAGGUUUCACCUAAGCGAGACUGGUAUAUCUGGAGACCAGCCCAAGGGUUGGAUGGGGCUGGCAAUCCAAUACCUCCUAAUAACUGGGCCCAAAUCCUAGGCGACUCGCUCAGCGCUUGGACCUGGCACGAAGAAACCCAAGAGUUCUAUCUGACUCUACACACCUCAGAGCAAGUCGAUCUGAACUGGGAGAAUCCAGAUGUCAUAGCAGCAGUUUACGAUGUCAUGGAGUUCUGGCUGAGCCGCGGAGUUGCCGGGUUUCGUAUGGAUGUCAUAAAUCUCAUUUCAAAAGACCAGUCGUUUCCAGACGCCCCGAUCAUUGACCCGAGUUCCAAAUACCAGCCUGGUGAGCGGUUCUACACAAAUGGACCACGCUUUCAUGAAUAUAUGCGUGGUAUCUAUGACAAUGUUCUCUCGAAAUACGAUACUAUUACCGUCGGAGAAACUCCAUACAUUACGGACAUGGAAGAGAUUAUCCGGACAGUGGGAUCUACGGCGCGAGAGCUGAACAUGGCCUUCAAUUUUGAUCACAUGGAGAUUGAAGAUGUCAAAACCAAAGGGGAAUCAAAGUGGAGUCUACGUGACUGGAAGUUGACUGAGUUGAAAGGAAUUCUUUCGGGGUGGCAGAAGCGAAUGAAGGAGUGGGAUGGCUGGAAUGCCAUCUUCCUAGAAUGCCAUGACCAAGCUCGGUCGGUUUCCCGCUAUACUAAAGAUACAGACGACUUCCGAGGGCAUGCUGCGAAACUACUAGCGCUAUUGGAGACUACGCUUGGCGGAACCAUUUACCUUUACCAAGGACAAGAGAUUGGUAUGAGGAAUUUUCCUCUCGAGUGGGAUCCCGAGACAGACUACAAAGACAUUGAGUCUGUAAACUUUUGGAAAAGGUCGAAACAGCUGCACCCUGCUGGAUCGGAAGAGCUUGCAAAGGCAAAGAAACUCCUGCAAAAGAAAGCAAGAGAUCAUGCUCGUACGCCAAUGCAAUGGUGUGCGGCCCCAAACGCAGGUUUCACCGUCCCAGGCGUGUCACCCUGGAUGAGAGUGAACGAUGAUUAUAAGACAGUAAACGUGGAGUCUCAGAUGAACUUUCCAUGCCAUAAAAGGGAAGAGUUAUCGGUAUGGCAGUACUGGCAACAUGCAUUGGAAUUCCGCAAGCUACACAAGGAUGCGUUCGUUUACGGCGACUUCGAGGAUUUGGACUUCGAGAACGAGGGCGUAUACGCGUACUUGAGAAUUGGCGCAGAGAAAAAGGAGACAUGGCUUGUUGCAAUGAACUGGACGGAUUCGACAAUCGAGUGGGCACUUCCUCCAGGCAUCCAAGUCACCCAUUGGGUCUCAUCAUCUCUCCAAACCACUGCGCUCGAGCUGGACCCACGAGUCAUCAAACUUCGUGCCUUUGAAGGGCUUGUUGGCUGUUGUAACCUCGUUUGA